AACUUCGUGUGGUGGGUGAGAGUUUUGUGAGUCGCGGCGCGUCAGAUAAUAUUUCUCGUGUAUUUUUAGCGUUUUUAGGGUGAAAAGGUGCGAACAUGAGUGACCCGGAUAUGCUGUACGGCACCACGCUGUCCGUGGAGUCGAUGAAGGUUAUUGCUGAGAGCAUUGGCGUCGGAGCUUUGCCGGAUGGAGCGGCCAAAGAGCUCGCCGAUGACAUUUCUUACAAGCUGAAGCAGAUUGUCCAGGAUGCCGUGAAGUUCAUGCACCACGCCAAGAGGACAAAGCUCUCGAUGGGCGACGUGGACUACUCCCUCAAAGUGCGCAACAUUGAGCCACAGUAUGGGUUCUUCUCCUCAGAUUCCGUGCCUUUCCGCUUCGCGUCCGGAGGCGGCCGGGAGUUACACUUUGUCGAGGAGAAGGAACUCGAUUUGGUGGACAUUAUUCAGGCUCCGCCACCCAAAAUCCCUCUGGACGUCUCUCUGAGGACUCACUGGCUCUGCGUGGACGGAGUGCAGCCAACAGUGCCUGAGAAUCCACCGCCACUGUCAAAGGAGAAUCAACAACUGGACUCUGUGAAUCCCAUUAAGAAACUCGAGAAGACCAAUGCCAGGGAUACCGCCGGAAAGCCCACAACAGGCAAGACACACAAACUGAAGAACGUGGAGACAGUUCAUGUGAAGCAACUGGCCACUCACGAGCUCUCCGUGGAGCAGCAACUCUACUACAAGGAGAUCACGGAGGCUUGUGUGGGAUCUGACGAAGUGAGGCGCACAGAGGCUCUUCAGUCACUAUCGUGUGAUCCGGGACUUCAUGAGAUGUUGCCCAGGAUGUGCACAUUCAUUGCUGAAGGUGUGAAAGUGAAUGUGGUGCAGAACAACCUGGCCCUCCUUAUCUAUCUCAUGCGAAUGGUGAAAGCACUCCUGGACAAUUCGUCCCUGUACCUGGAGAAAUAUCUCCAUGAGUUGAUACCUUCGGUGUCCACGUGCAUUGUCUCUCGACAGCUCUGCAUGCGUCCCGAAUUGGACAAUCACUGGGCACUCAGAGACUUUGCUGCCCGUCUCAUGGCUCAGAUCUGCAAGAACUUCAACACUUCCACAAACAAUCUGCAGACCAGAGUCACGAGACUCUUCAGUCAAGCGCUGCAGAAUGACAAGACCCACCUUUCAUCGCUCUACGGCGCCAUUGCGGGCUUGUCCGAGCUGGGCAGCGAAGUCAUUAAGGUGUUUAUAAUCCCACGACUGAAGUUCAUCUCGGAGAGAAUCGAGCAGCAUCUCCAGGGAGCCAACAUAAGUAAUACUGACAAGAUUGCAGCCGGUCACAUUAGAGCUAUGCUGCAGAAAGUCAGUGCUCCUGUCCUGAAGACCAUCCGAAAUGCUCCGGACAUCGUAGAAGACUACAAGAGAGACUAUGGUUUCUUGGGUCCCACUCUGCAUCAGGCAGUUGUAAAGGCGAGAAGUGCUCCGCCAGCGCCCACCGUUACUACUCCACCAAAUAACAAUAGUGUCACUAUUGUCACCACACCAAUAGCUCCGUCUAUCUCCAGGCCUCACAUCCCGCAGGUCAUCAGCCAGCAGAGGAUUGGCGGAUUUCAGGGCACUCCUGGGAUUUCCCGGCAAUCCUCGCAGUCUGGUGUGUCUGACGGCCAACAGCCUGGACAGAAGAUUGUGAUUGUGACGCAGAGGCCAAACACACCACAAACUGUGCAAUCCACUCAGGUGUUCACAAUCAGCAAUUCCACAGUCACACAAUGUCCCGCCCCUCCGGAACUCGAUGAUUUGUCACAUUUGGAGUAGAAAUUCCCUGUAUUUU
Molecule: messenger RNA, 1809 nt
Organism: Phlebotomus argentipes
Lineage: Eukaryota; Metazoa; Arthropoda; Insecta; Diptera; Psychodidae
Gene: Taf6
Product: transcription initiation factor TFIID subunit 6
Exons: 4
Coding region: 96-1793 (565 amino acids)
Biological process (GO): transcription initiation at RNA polymerase II promoter; RNA polymerase II preinitiation complex assembly
Cellular component (GO): SLIK (SAGA-like) complex; transcription factor TFIID complex; SAGA complex
Molecular function (GO): protein heterodimerization activity; transcription coactivator activity; RNA polymerase II general transcription initiation factor activity
Source: RefSeq, a predicted model, not a curated record